GCAGGAGCGGCGGGUCCGCGGGCUCGCCGGGUGGGCUCAGUUCCGCGCACGCAGGAGCGGGGCGCAGGGGGCGGGGAAGGGACCCGCCGCAGCCGCCGCCCGCCAGCCGCUCCCGGGGCUCUCGCUGGCCCUCCCUAGCCGCCCGCCCGCUCCAUGUCGCCCGGUUGCGGAAGUGUCGCCGGGAGAGGUGGCGGCGGCGGCAGCAGCAGGGAGCACGGGAGGCCGGGGUUCGCCCCCCUGCAGCACUGAGCUCCGGGAGCCGAGCGCUCCAGCGGCCCGGCUGGCUCCCCGUGCGCCCCGCGCCCUCCGCAGCCUGCAUGCCCCGCGCUGCGCCUCGGCCGGCCGCCGCCUCCUGCUCGCCCAGCGGCUGCCCGGCGCCGGAGUAAUAUGCUCACUCGGGUGAAAUCUGCCGUGGCCAAUUUCAUGGGCGGCAUCAUGGCUGGCAGCUCCGGAUCCGAGCACGGCGGCAGCGGCUGCGGUGGCUCGGACCUGCCCCUGCGCUUCCCGUACGGCCGGCCGGAGUUCCUCGGGCUGUCUCAGGAUGAGGUGGAGUGCAGCGCAGACCACAUCGCCCGCCCCAUCCUCAUUCUCAAGGAGACCCGGAGGCUGCCCUGGGCCACCGGCUAUGCAGAGGUUAUCAAUGCUGGGAAGAGCACGCACAAUGAGGACCAGGCCAGCUGUGAGGUGCUCACUGUGAAGAAGAAAGUUGGGACCGUGACUUCCACCCCAAACAGAAACUCCAAGAGAAGGUCGUCCCUUCCCAACGGGGAAGGGUUGCAGUUAAAGGAGAACUCUGAGUCCGAGGGCAUCUCCUGCCACUACUGGUCUCUGUUUGAUGGCCAUGCGGGCUCAGGGGCCGCCGUGGUGGCGUCGCGCCUGCUGCAGCACCACAUCACACAGCAGCUACAGGAAAUCGUGGAGAUCCUGAAGAACUCCGCCAUCCUUCCCCCAACCUGCCUAGGGGAGGAGCCCGAGAGCACGCCGGCCCACGGCAGGACCCUAACCCGCGCAGCCUCACUGCGUGGAGGCGUGGGGGCCCCCGGCUCCCCUAGCACACCGCCCACACGCUUCUUCACUGAAAAGAAGAUCCCGCACGAGUGUUUGGUCAUUGGGGCCCUGGAGAGCGCCUUCAAGGAAAUGGACCUCCAAAUAGAACGAGAGAGGAGUGCAUAUAACAUAUCUGGUGGCUGCACUGCCCUCAUUGUGCUUUGCCUUCUGGGGAAGCUGUACGUGGCCAAUGCUGGGGACAGCAGGGCCAUAAUCAUCAGAAAUGGAGAAAUCAUCCCCAUGUCGUCGGAAUUCACCCCUGAGACCGAGCGUCAGCGACUUCAGUACCUGGCAUUCAUGCAGCCUCACCUGCUGGGCAAUGAGUUCACACACUUGGAGUUCCCCAGGAGAGUGCAGAGGAAGGAGCUUGGGAAGAAGAUGCUGUACAGGGACUUUAAUAUGACAGGCUGGGCAUACAAAACCAUUGAGGAUGAUGACUUGAAGUUUCCUCUUAUAUAUGGAGAAGGCAAGAAGGCCCGGGUAAUGGCAACUAUUGGAGUGACCAGGGGACUUGGGGACCAUGACCUGAAGGUUCAUGACUCCAACAUCUACAUAAAACCAUUCCUGUCUUCAGCUCCAGAGGUUAGAGUCUACGAUCUCUCCAGAUACGAGCACGGAGCAGACGACGUUCUGAUCUUGGCCACGGACGGACUCUGGGAUGUCUUAUCCAAUGAAGAAGUAGCGGAAGCAGUCACUCAGUUUCUUCCCAACUGUGACCCGGAUGACCCUCACAGGUACACACUGGCGGCUCAGGACCUGGUGAUGCGCGCCCGAGGCGUCCUGAAGGACAGAGGAUGGCGGAUAUCAAAUGACCGACUGGGCUCGGGAGACGACAUUUCUGUAUACGUCAUCCCUUUAAUACAUGGAGACAAACUGUCAUGAAAGUGACCCAGGGGACUGGGAGGGCAGACAGAAAGGAAACUGGGAUGCCUCUAAGCAGGGCGGAACUGGGGAGUGCCUGGGCUGGAUUCCAGGUGACGCCAUUUCUUCCCAGCCCAGAUGGGGAAUUUGCUGCCAGAAGGCCUAUGGCUUUGCUUUCAAGGUGACCCUUAGGCUUCCAUCCCUCCUUUAAUACCCGGUCUGGACACUGAAUAAGAGCAAAGCACACAGUCUGCUACUGGGUGUUAUGUUUCUCUUAGCUUCUGUCGUAGGGCCCCUGGGUGGCUAUUGCCUGUUUGGGGCACAGGCAUAAAUUUAUUUAUUUUAUCUAGAAUAGCAGGGACAGCCUUUUCAGGUGGAACUGGCAGACGACUCCUCAGUCUUCUCAAGCCGCCGGCCUCCCUCCGGGUGAAGAGCCGCAUUGAAAAGUUGGGGACCAUGCCUCAGAAAGUGUGAGCACCUGUCUUCUCAUACGCUCCGGCUACUUCAGGGAUUCUGCCUUGUUCUGUCUCGUCCCUUCUCCGCCUCUCCCGUCUACCUCCGUUUCUCUAGAUCCUGUGUGGUAAUGAUGGGGUGAGGGAAAGGUUUUUGUUUUUGUUUCUUUUUUGACAUUCCUUGAAUCUUCCUCGUUUCUCUCCACUGGGACUUUCCAAUUCAUUGCUGGGCAGGUUCCAUAUCAGCCCAGUCUGAUCUGACUUGUCCCAUGUUCUGUGUCCCACACACACGUUCAGUUGUCCAGAGCAAUGCCCCAUGUGACAGAUUGUCUUUGUAUUAUACCUGAGUUCUGUUUUCUCACCAAAUCAAUCUUUGCUUUAAAGUGUGGGUCAUUCACUGGACCCACAGACCCUGUUCCUUUGAAGGUCCCUCUGUGCAUCUUGAGAUUCUGCUGUGUGAGAGGUUGGUUUUUCACUUCUGGACUGGGUGGGUACUCUCCCCUCUUCUGUGUCCCCCUUCUGUGUCCUGGAGACACAUGGGAAGCAGCAUCCAGUACAGCAGCUUGGGAGGGAAGAGUGUGGGAUUCAGGCUUCCUGGGUCUCUGACUGCUCUCCAGCCCCCUCCACAGGAAGUGUGAGCAUCACAGUUCCACCAAGCAGUCACGCCUGUCACCUUCGCUCAAGGGUACAUGGGAUGACACUCGAAUAAAAGCGAAUUUGAAUCGGGGCUAGUCAUGUUCUUGCUUCCCUCCCUGUCCCUCGAAGGAUUCAUGCUGUAGAAACCUAGGAGCCAAGACCCCUCCUCCCACUGUGAAUCCACCUCCACCUCUGCGUGUGCUUCACAAGUUUAGCAAGAGCGCACAUGUGGGGUAGAAUCUGCCUCCCACUCCUUGUUGGCAGGACAGCAAAGUUCAGCUUUAAGAAUUACCUGUCAUCUUGAGCAGAUUGCUGCUCUGCCCAGAGACCCUCAGGUCAACAUCUGAUUGCUUAGCCCCUGUUCUGAUAGUCUUCCAGGAUAUCAUCAACUUGGUGUGAUUCAGACACUCUUCCAACCCAAGAAAGAAAAAAAAAAAAACAGUGGUAUAAUUUGCCUAAAAUGCUUGAGAGGCAGUUCCAGCUCUUAUGUUUAAAAGAAUUCCUUCCCAGAGGAGACAGAGAAGCAAAUCCUCUGGGCUGGUAAGUCAUCCGCAUUCCUAGAAUUGUAGAUAUCUUCUUAGGAAAGGCCUGGUGCCUUCCUCCUCAGGAACAGUUGCCACACUGUGUAAAACCAGUACCCCACUCCAGCAGGUAACAUACUGUGUGUGUGUGUGUGUGUGUGUGUGUGCGCGCGUGUGUGUGCGUGUGCGUGUGCGCGCCAACUCGUUGCCUGAGAACUGUGGGCUGCUGCCAUGGCAGGAACAUCUUCAUCUGGUUGUGCAUCCCUCCUCCUUCAAGAAGUCUUUACCACCCCAGACAUCUCUGUGGGGAGUGGUUUGUGGCAACCACCUGCUUCUCUGUCAGAAUACGAUACUGUGGAAAACUGUCCAGGCAUGUUUCAGCACCGUGGUCCUCUUCCCACAUUCCCAGUUCUCAAAGCUGUGAGCCCAUGGGAAAACAAAAAAGUCUUGAAGUCUGGAGGAGCCAAGCCACCGUCUUUGGAAUCAUUCCCGCCUUCCCAAAGCCUUUCAUAUUUUCGCUUUUCUGAACUUCUCCCUGGGUCUCACCUUGACCUUCUCCAGUCCUAUUUGGGCGACCAGAGUCAGAAUUCGAGUAUAAAACCACCUCAUAGGUGUUGUGACAACAUUCUCCUAGUUCAUUGACUACCAAGGCACAUCUCAGGAAAACAAAACAAAACCUGGAAAACCUGCACUCACAUUAUCCUAAAGCCUAGGGUCAUGCUGAUUUUAGUUAAAAAUUCUCUUCAAAGACCCUGUGGGUGGGAGGAUUUUAGUCUUAAGCUAAAGCCCUGUUUGUGUUGCGGGGAGGGAAGAAGACUAGAAUGAGGGGAAUAAAUCAGAAGUGGGGAACAAGACUUGUCUGCUCAUGGCAGACCUAUCCAGCACUGAUAUUGCUCUGUGCAUUGCGCUAGCUCUGUUUGGGUCUCAUUGUUCGCCCGGGCUCCAAGUCACCCUGUUCCCAAACAGUAACAGUCUAUGUAACAGGUUGGCCCUUGGAGCAUUCCUGGAAAGGUCAAAAGACAACACACUCAGCAGAAUUCUGCAAAAUGUAUUUCUGUGUUUAGAAACCAUGUAUGACUGACUUAUAGCCAGACCUGCUUGCCCUAACGGCCUCAGAGGAGGCCUUGUGUAAUGAAAAGCAUUUGAUUUCCUAGUCAAGUCUUUAUGGGUGUCUUGGGGGUUGUGUGGCUACUUCCUUUAAUGAAAGGCUCUUUCAACCCUAAAUCUCUUUGCUCAGCGGCCUCUGCUCUUCGUCUUGCGGUGCCUCCCUAAAGAGUGUGAACUCCGAAGCAUUUUUACUAGGUGGCAACUAAAGCUUUGUUCUUCUAACACCAAAUGUCAGCAGCCAAAGAUGUGCAAGGGGCCUGCUGGGACUAUGUAUACUCAGUGGUCGUCCUUGUGGCAGAAAGGGAGUGGGGGACAAUCGGGCUGGGCCAAAUAUGCAGCUGUCUAACUGGAACAAGCCGGAGAAGCCAGUGUCUCAGUUAUUUUCCACAGUAUUCAAUCCUGGAGAAUUUGGAGGGUUGGAUUUUUUAAAUUCCUAGCAGCUUACCUCCAUGGGGCUGUGUGGAGCCAGCUGUGUCUUCCCACCACACUUCCCUGAAAGUCCCUUUCUUGAGGGGAAUUCUACCCACAGAUGGAUACUGAUGAGCAAAAAUGAGUCUUCAGAACAAAAUUUCACUCCAAACCUUGGCGGUUUGGCCGGGGACUUUAGUUUCCCAAGGCCACUAGUUUAGAGUCCCUUUGGGAAGGUUUCCGUUUUUAAAAUGCUAGCCGUGUUUCUGCUCUCCCCUCCCUUGCCCCCUUCAUCCGCCCGUCUGCUGUAUUUGCAAGGGAGCAAAUGGCAGAUGUUGUUGUGUGCACUGAUUUGAAGGUGUCGCCCGUCCUUAAGUGAGCCAGGAUCUCUGAUGUUUUCAGAGUGUGUAUCUUGUGUGGUGAUGAGAUUCUAAUUUCAGUGAGUUGGUGCUUCUGGGCCAGCUGGAGAAGAAAGCAAUGAAAUUGUCUAUGCAAGGAACAAACAGACUGACCCUAAAGCCUACGGAUCUAGUAGUAGAGCAGCCUUUAGCCACAGGACAGAAUUUUGUGUUUGGAGCUCAUAACUGUGAGGGCCUGGAGACCGCAGCCCCCCUCGCUGAGCAAACUUUGGGUGCUAUGUGGCAAUGCGGCCAGUGUGUACGCUGGAGCUUUCAGAGGACACUGCAUGAGCAGCCCGGCUUGCUCGCCUCUUCCCGGAGCCCCAUGGCCCUUGUCAGAUGUGAACGCCAUUGGGGGAGUACUGCUCUUUCUAAUUCACGAUGUUAUCUGUGUAAAUAGCUUUCAGUUUUCCUUCCUGUGUCUUAGGUGAAGUUGUGUUCACGUAGCAAUCAAGUAGGCAGUGACCAAAUAAGGCUGUAAAAUGUCUUGUUUUCAACUGGGAUAUGCUGGGGAUGGAGAGCCUUUGUCCUCCUCUGCCCAUCUCUCACUAGAUGAGUAUUUUGUGUGUGUUUAUGGGGUCACAAAGUUACUCCUUCAUUCCCAUUUUGCUUCUUAAUAUUCUUUAUUUCUUUGGAAACUUGUAAGAAUAUGUGUGUCAUGGUCUGGGUUUCCAAACCUACUCCAGGUCCAAUGAGUUGAGAGGAAUCUGCCUGAAAACGGUUUCGGAACCAUGCGCCCUUCUCCUUUGUGAUCGUGAAGCAUUCAUUGCCUUUUGUAAACCCCAAGUGAGAAAUGUUUAAGGGGAUCUAUUUUGUGCGUUUUGAAACCUAGGUGCAAUGUCCCCUGGAAAAAGCCCAAGAACUGUAUAUGCUCAAUGACAUUUUAAAUAAAAUACUAUAUAUGUAUAUAUAAAUAUGUAUAUAGGAUAUCUUUA
Messenger RNA from Arvicola amphibius (Eurasian water vole), 6365 nucleotides. It is a transcript of the gene Ppm1h, whose product is annotated as protein phosphatase, Mg2+/Mn2+ dependent 1H. The transcript is spliced from 10 exons. NCBI's taxonomy places the organism in Eukaryota, Metazoa, Chordata, Mammalia, Rodentia, Cricetidae. Gene Ontology annotation, biological process: protein dephosphorylation. Bases 388 to 1929 code for a protein of 513 amino acids. The record is from RefSeq and is a predicted model, not a curated record. Gene Ontology annotation, molecular function: protein serine/threonine phosphatase activity.